Saitoella complicata NRRL Y-17804 is the source of this 707-nucleotide messenger RNA. RefSeq lists its product as uncharacterized. The record is from RefSeq and is a predicted model, not a curated record. Bases 1 to 636 code for a protein of 211 amino acids. Lineage: Eukaryota; Fungi; Ascomycota; Saitoellomycetes; Saitoellales; Saitoellaceae. Gene Ontology annotation, biological process: maturation of SSU-rRNA from tricistronic rRNA transcript (SSU-rRNA, 5.8S rRNA, LSU-rRNA). The transcript has 2 exons. Gene Ontology annotation, cellular component: preribosome, small subunit precursor; nucleolus; 90S preribosome.
AUGGCAUGCGAUGAUCCCUAUCCCCCAUCACCUAAAGCUGCAAAACGCAAAACUCUCCGCUCCAAAGCCGCCUCCCUAGGCCCCCUCGCCGCCGCGACCGUCCUCCCAACCCCAUCCCCCUUCACCGCACCCCAAGACCUCUCCAUCUCCUCCCUCUCCGGCACAGAGAUCAUCCGUGACCACCUCCAAGACGAACAUGAAUUCCGCCCUCAACUCGAAUCCAAAAAAGAUAAACGCACCGCACGCCACGAAGCAUGGAUGCAGAAAUUCCAAUCAGCGGGUUUAUCAAAAGCCUCACAGAAGAAUGCCAAGAGGAGGGAGAGAAAGAGGGCGGAGGGUGGGGAGGGGACUGCAUUGGAUAUGAGAGGGAUGAUGGAGGAGAUGGCACCAGAGGCAUUGGAGGUGAAGAAGGAGGAAACUGGGGUUGGUAUCCGGGCGCCGAAUCCGACUGCUGCGUCGAAACCUAAGACAGCGAAGAAGAAGAAGAAGGAGCACGAGCAGGAGCGUGCACGAUUUGAUGCAGUGAUGAAGCUUCCUGCGUUCAAGUUGGGCGGAUUGAAGGCGAUCAGGACACAUAUUCAGAACGAAAUGGCAAAAGACGCACCAGCAGAUCAGGCAAACAAAAUGGAUAUGUAAGCAUGUGCAUCACCAACAUCAACCAACAUAAAGGCAUAUUGGGUUAUUGGCGUUAUGGGAUUCGCAGUCAC